This is a messenger RNA of Bactrocera dorsalis (oriental fruit fly), 1262 nucleotides long. RefSeq lists its product as uncharacterized. The transcript has 3 exons. NCBI's taxonomy places the organism in Eukaryota, Metazoa, Arthropoda, Insecta, Diptera, Tephritidae. Bases 151 to 819 code for a protein of 222 amino acids. The record is from RefSeq and is a predicted model, not a curated record.
UGUAAUGUUGCAGCAAUUUCGUAGUUCAGUAUCGUGUGAACUGUUGUAGGCGUCGAAUCGCGCGGCCAGCGUGGCGUAUACGUGAUAAUUCGAUAAUCUAAGCCAAGCUCUCUCUAGUAAUUUACUCGUACUAUUAUCCUGCGUGGCACUAUGACUUCUCACUCUUCCACUUAUACAAAACUAGCCGUUUUAUUGCUAUAUCUAUUACAAACGGCACACUGUCGCCCACAAGACACGGAGACAAACGGCUUGCCGAUUAAUCCACUGCGUAAUGGUCGUUACAUACCAGAGUUGCAUGGCGCUGAUCGUGGCAAAUAUAUACCAGACGAAAGCGGUAAAUAUCAUCAUGUUAAAGUGCCCUAUAACGGUGGCUAUGGCGAUCGUGGCCAAAUUUAUGUCCACGAUGCUCGUGGGCUGCCUCUACAUCGAUUCGGCACGCUCAAUGGCUUCCAACUGGGACCGAAGGAUCAUUUGCGCUUCUCUGUAGAUUUCAAUUUCGACGGCAGCGGUUGGCAAAUCGUGCAGUUCGAGUGGAUAAACGACGAUGACGUCAAAAAGCAUUACGACUACAAGUAUGAAAAUCAACUGUGGCCAUCGGACUAUGAUGUGAAUGCUGAUGUGGAAUCGACUGCGACCGAGGAGCCAGCGGAAGGAGAUACGACUAAUGUGCAUGUCUCGGGCGAGUACCAAGAUGAUAUCUAUAAUGUGAAAUAUACGAAUGACAAUGAGCAAAAUGCUCCGAGUCAAUUCAACAUUCAAGCGACUAUAAGUGAUGUACUCGAUUACGUUCAGACAAAUGUGCUGCCAACUCUAACGUAAAAGACGGCGUAUACUCUGGUCAAAGAAAUACUAUUUUUCUACUACUAAUUUUAUAUCACUCUGGUAAUAUACUAUGACUCAUAUCAAGACCGUGAAAAACUGGUACAUAAAAUAUUUUAUUGACAAUAACAACACGUAAUAGUUUAAGGCUGCCAUCGUUGUCAGCUGUUUGGUCGAGCUUCUCUAUUAUUCUUCAAUUGCCGUGUCGAUUUGGAUACUUUCAAUGUGAACAAACUUCAUUUAUGGUCAUUGGAAAACAAAAAAAACCCUUUUAUAAUGCUUCCAAAACUUUAUUGCCUUUGGAAAGUGUUCACCUGAAAGUUUCUUCUCUAAAUUCUUUGUAUUAUUUGUAUUCAGUCGUUUAAUAUAUAUAUAUUUAUGUAAAAUCAUGUAUAAAUUGUCAUCUACAGCAAUGAAAUAAAAUAUAUAAGAUGCCGACAAUU